Molecule: messenger RNA, 978 nt
Organism: Rhineura floridana
Lineage: Eukaryota; Metazoa; Chordata; Lepidosauria; Squamata; Rhineuridae
Exons: 2
Coding region: 241-909 (222 amino acids)
Source: RefSeq, a predicted model, not a curated record
CAGCAAGUUGUGGUCCAAGCAGAACCAGUCAGCCCAGAUUGCUGAGUAUAUCCGUGCGCAAUGUGGUGUGUAUCUGAAGGUACCGAAUAAGAGCAGGUGGAAUUCCACCUUUGAUGCGUUGAAGCAACUACAUGAGCUCCUGUCAACUGUGCCACUAAAAAUGCAUGCCAUAAUGGACCGCUGCUCCUUGUCCGGAUCACAGCUGCUGAGAUUGAAGUGGUACAGGAAUACACAGAGAUUAUGGAGCCACUAGCCCAGUCCCUAGAUAUCCUGCAACGGGAGAACGGCAUGUUCGCUACAACGCUCUGCAAUCUGGACCUCAAGUUAGAAGGACUGGAAAACAAACCUGAGAGGUACACAUACUGUUUUCAGCUGCUGAGAGCCCUAAGAAAGCGGUUUGCAGCUAUCUGGGAGGACAAGAGGCUUUUUCUGGCAGCCUGCCUACACCCUCGCUUCAAACUAGAUUGUCUGGAAUCGUGUCAGGCCGCCACCCAUACCAACAAAUACACAGUGGAAGCCUUGUUGAAAGCUGAAAUAAAGAUGGGUGUACUUUAUGAGGACAGUGAUCAGUCUUCAGAUAAAGACCAGGAAGGAGAUGACUUAGAAGAUGACUUCUUUAACUUUCUGCCCCAGGGCAAGAAGUCAGCAGUGGACACUGCUGAGGAGGAACUGGUGAGGUACCUGAGGUCUCCCAGCAGGGAAGUGUCAUCACUCCAUGGCUUUCCACGUGUGCUGCGGUGUUUUUUGCAGCACAACACAGGCAUGCCUUCAAGCGCCGCAGUAGAAUGCCUGUUCAGUACUGGUGGCAACGUAAUGACUGUAAAAAGAAAUUCCUUGUCUGACAUGCUCUUUGAGCAUCUUGUUCUUUUGAGACAUAACAAACAUAUUAUAAAAGCAUUUCAAGUGUAAAAUUUGAUUUCAAGAGUUGGGGUAUCUUCAUUGCUUGGGGGGAUGUGAGAUUCUGUUAUGCCAUUAUGU